Molecule: messenger RNA, 1634 nt
Organism: Acyrthosiphon pisum (pea aphid)
Lineage: Eukaryota; Metazoa; Arthropoda; Insecta; Hemiptera; Aphididae
Product: zinc finger protein 271-like
Exons: 1
Coding region: 233-1411 (392 amino acids)
Biological process (GO): regulation of transcription by RNA polymerase II
Cellular component (GO): nucleus
Molecular function (GO): DNA-binding transcription factor activity, RNA polymerase II-specific
Source: RefSeq, a predicted model, not a curated record
AUAUAGUAUAUACUCAAUUUUAUGUUCAAAAAGUACAAUACGGAGUGGCUUAAAAAUAUGGUGAAGUCAAUAAAUUCGAAUCAAUAAUAAACAAAACAACAUAGUAACCAAAUACCUAUUUGUAUGAAAAACAAUUUCAUGUUAAAUUAAUUAUCACAAUAAUCAAUUGAAUAGACUGAAGACGUACCAGUUAACAAAAGGAUCCGAAAUCUUACUUGUACAUGUCUGUGCCAUGUCGUUCGCUGUAAGGGGCAGUUUGAAGGAACACAAGCGAGUGCACACCGGUGAAAAACCAUACGCAUGCGAUGUAUGCGACAAAUCAUUCAGCCAAAGCAGCAAUUUGACGGGGCAUCGACGCACACACACUGGAGAAAAACCAUACGCGUGCGAUGUAUGCGACAAGUCUUUCGGCCAACCUAACAAUUUGACGACACAUCGACGAACGCACACUGGAGGAAAACCAUUCGCGUGCGAUGUAUGCGACAAGUCAUUUAGUGAAAACGGCAGUUUGACGGUACACAAGCGAAUGCACACUGGAGAAAAACCAUACGCGUGCGACGUAUGCGACAAGUCGUUCUCUGUAAGUGACAGUUUGACGAUACACCGACGCACUCACACCGGUGAAAAACCAUACGCGUGCGAUGUAUGCGACAAGUCAUUUAGUGAAAACGGCAAUUUGACGAAACACAAACGAAUCCAUACCGGCGAAAAACCAUACGCAUGCGAUGUAUGUGACAAGUCUUUCAGCCUAAGUCACCAUUUGAUGACACAUCGACGAACGCACACUGGUGAAAAACCGUACGCAUGUGAUGUAUGCGACAAGUCAUUCAGUGAAAGUGGCAGUUUGACGAAGCACCAACGCACGCACACUGGUGAAAAACCGUACGCAUGCGAUGUAUGCGACAAGUCGUUCUCUAUAAGUAGCGGUUUGACGACACAUAAGCGAAUCCACACCGGUGAAAAACCAUACGCAUGCGAUGUAUGCGACAAGUCUUUCAGCCAACCUAACAAUUUGACGACACAUCGACGAACGCACACUGGAGAAAAACCAUUCGCGUGCGAUGUAUGCGACAAGUCAUUUAGUGAAAACGGCAGUUUGACGGUACACAAGCGAAUGCACACUGGAGAAAAACCAUACGCUUGCGACGUAUGCGACAUGUCGUUCAGUGAAAGUGGCAGUUUUACGAAGCACCAACGCACGCACACUGGUGAACAACCGUACGCAUGUGAUGUAUGCGACAAAUCAUUCAGCCAAAGCAGCAAUUUGACGACACAUAAGCGAAUCCACACCGGUGAAAAACCAUACGCAUGCGAUGUAUGCGACAAAUCAUUCAGCCAAAGCAGCAAUCUGACGAGGCAUCGACGCACACACACUGGAGAAAAAUUGUACGCGUGUGAUGUACCUAUGUAACAAAACGAUCCUACAGGGUUCCUACUGGGAAUGUCCAAUUUUAAUGGUGCUCAAUACGACGUAGAUGGCACAAUGAUUGGAUGUAUCAAAGAUGUAUGACCCAAGGACCAUAUUAACAUAGGAUAUAUUUUAUUUAUUUACGUAUUAUAAUGUUAGCACUUUCGAAGUGUUAAUUUAGUCAUAUUUAUAGACGUUUCUUAAUACUAAAUUGAUAAUUUUUCAU